Messenger RNA from Hyaena hyaena (striped hyena), 1209 nucleotides. It is a transcript of the gene MPLKIP, whose product is annotated as M-phase specific PLK1 interacting protein. The transcript is spliced from 2 exons. The record is from RefSeq and is a predicted model, not a curated record. Gene Ontology annotation, cellular component: centrosome; nucleus; midbody. NCBI's taxonomy places the organism in Eukaryota, Metazoa, Chordata, Mammalia, Carnivora, Hyaenidae. The coding region runs from base 221 to 886 and encodes 221 amino acids.
AAGCGCCUCGGAUCCCGCGUUGCCGCGUCCGGCAGUGUGCAGUCGGUCCCUACAGCACACCGCAGGAGACGACAGAGCCCUUUGCUGGAGCCGAAGGUUCGGCCUUUCUUUUGUCCUUUUUAUUUCUCGUUCGUUUAUUAAGUCCGCUCAAUCUCCACCCAGUUCAGUAACCCGCUUACUAGCCUGCGCCUAGCGGAACCUUUGAUACGCCGGAACCAAUAUGCUGUACCGCGCUGGAAGGCAGAGGACUGUUUUGGCAAAGGACCACCGAGUCUCUGAGAAGGGUUGGUCGGGACAGUUCCGGCGGGAGAACGCGGCAGUGAGGUCUUCGUCUUCGUCUCCUGAGAUGCACCGGCAGAAUUUUCGACCCCCGACUCCUCCCUACCCCGGCGCGGGUGUAGGAAGUUGGGGUAGCGGGAGCAGCUUCCGGGGUACCCCGGGCGGAGGCGGAUCGCGGCCGCCCUCCCCUCGGGACGGUUACGGGAGUCCGCACCACACGCCGCCGUACGGGCCCCGGUCUAGGCCCUACGGAAGCAGCCACUCUCCGCGACACGGCGGCAGCUUCCCGGGGGGCCGAUUCGGGUCUCCGUCCCCUGGCGGCUACCCUGGCUCCUACUCCAGGUCCCCCGCGGGGUCCCAGCAGCAAUUCGGCUACUCCCCAGGGCAGCAGCAGACCCACCCCCAGGGUUCUCCAAGGACAUCUACACCAUUUGGAUCAGGGCGUGGUAGAGAAAAAAGAAUGUCUAAUGAGUUGGAAAGUUAUUUCAAGCCUUCAAUGCUUGAAGACCCUUGGGCUGGCCUAGAACCAGUAUCUGUAGUGGAUAUUAACCAACAGUACAGCAAUACUCAAACAUUCACAGGCAAAAAAGGAAGAUACUUUUGUUAACAUUUCUGAAAUUCACCCGGAAGCUUCUUGUGACAGGAACAUCUUGGACAAAGCUUUUACUUGUGUAAUUAAGUUGAACCCUAGGAUGGUGACUUUGAAUAAUUAGUUGGGUCUUCUUGGUAUUUUUCAUCAUAUCAAAUAUUGUUGAUAAUAGAGAAGACACGGUAGAAUAAUUUGCAAUAUUUAGCUCUUUGGAAGUGCCUACCACAUUUUAGAAGAUUCACAGUUUCCAGAUAUUUAACAUUCAUGGUUAUAUAAUGGACAUUUGUCUUUCCAAUGGUUUUUCCAAUGUUUUAAAAUAAAACAUUUUGUCUUUCUAGAUA